Messenger RNA from Gastrolobium bilobum, 1276 nucleotides. Its product is annotated as transcription factor JUNGBRUNNEN 1-like. Lineage: Eukaryota; Viridiplantae; Streptophyta; Magnoliopsida; Fabales; Fabaceae. Bases 46 to 1092 code for a protein of 348 amino acids. Gene Ontology annotation, molecular function: DNA binding. The transcript is spliced from 3 exons. The record is from RefSeq and is a predicted model, not a curated record. Gene Ontology annotation, biological process: regulation of DNA-templated transcription.
CAAUUUACACAAUGAGACAUGAAAAAAUAAUAUAAAAAAUAUGGAAUGGAGGAAAAUCAUUCACACGUUAUAAGAAGCUUUCCAAAGUUUGAGAUACUCAAGCGUUACAAACAAAUGGAUGUGGCCAAGUUACAUAACUCUGAUGACAAGAAAGAAGAUGAAGUAGUACUUCCUGGUUUUAGAUUCCAUCCAACAGAUGAAGAACUUGUUGGGUUCUAUCUGCGGCGAAAGGUGGAGAAGAAGCCUCUUCGAAUUGAACUCAUCAAACAGAUUGACAUCUACAAAUAUGAUCCGUGGGAUCUUCCAAAAGAGAGUUCUGUGGGGGAGAAAGAAUGGUAUUUCUUCUGCAUAAGAGGGAGAAAAUACAGGAACAGCAUAAGGCCUAACAGGGUAACAGGGUCUGGAUUCUGGAAAGCCACAGGGAUUGACAAGCCUAUAUACAGUGUUAAAGAAACCCAUGAAUGCAUUGGCCUCAAGAAAUCAUUGGUUUACUACCGCGGAAGUGCAGGGAAAGGCACCAAAACUGAUUGGAUGAUGCAUGAGUUUCGCCUCCCACCCAACGGAAAAACUAGCAAUAAUCCACAACCUAAUGCUAGCAAUGAUGUUCAACAAGCUUGUCUUUGUUUCUAUGCCCUUUAUGGGGGGGUUUGCACUUUGCAGGAAGUGUGGACGCUAUGCAGAAUAUUCAAACGAAUCCCAUCUUACAAGAAGUACACACCAAAUUUGAAAGACUCGGAACCAGUCACCAAGCCAAACCCCACUAAUUCUUCAACUUCCAAAACAUGUAGCUUAGAAUCUGACAACAGCAAGUCGUACUUGACUUUCACAGACUCUGCAGUCAUUCACCAAAUUGAAAGGAAACCUGUUAUUGGACAAGUUGACGAAAGGAACAACCACUUAUUUCAAGGUCAGUUAGGCAAUGUAGCUGCUCAGCCUCCAACAACGUUGUCUUACUCAAGUUUUAAUUGGAAUCAGAAUGUGAAUGAUGAUGCAUUUGCAAAUGAGAACUGGGAUGAUCUCAGAUCUGUCGUUCAGUUUGCUAAUAUUGAUCCAUCCAAGGUUUAUGAUUGUAAAGAAUUAAAUAGAUUUUAAGAUCAUUUCUUUCUUUUUUUGCUAUUUUAACUGCCAUAACAGUUACAUAUCUCCCACCCUACUCUUUUUCUUGGCUUCAAGUGAGAAAGUUUGACAAAAUAGUGUAUGAACAGUUUGCAGUUUUGCCAUUAUUGUCAUACACGGGGUACUUAUGUCUAAUUUACACACGGACUUGUAGGAUAUU